AGGUGAAACCAACUCAGACCUAUCCCGGGAACUUUCGCUGCCGGGGUUCACAGCAAGAGGCCAGUGUCGCGCAGGGGCGGCCAGGGAGCCGCCCUCUCCCCGCCACCUGGGGCUGCGCGCCGGGGCUCAGCCCGGGGGCUUCUCCCCUAGGGAUCCACCGCCUGCUGGGCGCGCUCGGGGUGCUGCAAGCCGCGCCAGCCACCGCGGCUGAUGGAGGCGGGUGGCGCCGCCCCGGGUGCAGGUGACACUCGACAGGCCAAGGUUUCUGCCGGCAGGGAAGAGCGCAGGGAAGGCGAGACACAGACACCCUGGGACCAGGGGACGACAAGGCGGCGAUGGCCCGGGAGUUGAGCCAGGAGGCACUACUGGACUUUCUGUGCCAGGCGGGGGGCCGAGUGGCCAACGCCGCCUUGGUGAGCCACUUCAAGAGCUUUCUCCGAGACCCGGACGCGUCCCCCAGCCAGCACAAGCGCCGCCGCGAGCUCUUCAAGGGCUUUGUCAACUCAGUAGCCGCAGUGCGCCAGGACCCCGACGGCACCAAGUACGUGGUACUUAAGAAGAAGUACAGGGACCUUUUGGGGGAGGAGGGGCUGCAGCGACCCGGAGACCGCCACGCGGCCGCCGCCGCCGCUGCAGGUGGAGCUGCGCCCUGCUCCCCGCCCAGCGAGCGCCGAGAGGAGACGCCGCCGCAGCAGCAGCUGCCUAGGCGGCGGCGGCGCGAAAAGGAGCAAGAGGAGGAACCGGCAGGUGCCGCAGCCCUAGCGGCCGACCCAGGUUGCAAUGGACUCCCGGCCGGCGGCGCCGGGCUGGCGGCCCGGGGAGGCGGCGGGCUAAGACGCGGCUCCCGUCACAGGGCGCAGGUAUCCGCAGCUGCGGCGGCAGAUGCCCAGGUCGGUGCGAAAGGCGCGGCGGCGGAGACGCAGGGCCGCUGCUCCUGGGAAAGUCUCCAGAACGGCUCCGGGGAGCUCCCCCGGCCGCCGCCGCUGCCCCGUGCACUCCAGGACCCCGCCACCGCUGGGAAGGAGACGGCGCGGGCUCCGGCUGUCCAAGAUGACUGCGGGGCUCCCAGGCGGGAGCGGGAAGGCGCUCCCACUGAGCCCGCGCCGGUGCCUACAGAGCCCCUCUCUCCUCCUCCAACCGUCGAGGCUACUGGGAGCGGGGCUUCCCAGCCCGCCCCCUCGUCCAGCCCUCCUUCUCCCCGCAAUCCGCAGGCGCUGUGGACCCCGGGCGAUCUGCAUUAUUCCAUGCAGCAGCAGCAGCAACAGCAGCAGCAGCAACGCACUCGAGAAUGGGUGGCCAGACAUCCCCACAUCCCCGAGGCCCGGGACCAGGGCCCCAUCAGAGCCUGGUCAGUGUUGCCUGACAACUUCCCCUCGGAGCUGGGAUUCAGGGUCCCAGAACCUACUUCGGCGCCUUUAGACCCCUCUCUUUGCCCCCAUUCUCACCCUCCGGCUGUUCCGGAAUCCUGGCCCGGGAACCCUCCAGUGACAGUCUUUCGUAGCAUUCGUUGUCAGCUGUCCCUCCAAGAACUGGAUGACUUUGUGGACCAGGAGAACCACAGCAGUGAGGAGAGCAGCAGUGGGCCCAGAGAGUCCCCUGGGGGUUCUGAAGAGGGGCUGCACGGUGCCCCGGGAACCCCGGAUUGGAGAAAGCUCAGGAAUUCAUCUGCCUGCCUUUCUCCAAAGGAGGUCAGCUCCAGCAGGAGCCCUCAGGGCCUCAGGAACAGAGACGAUGGGCAUGCCUCUCAGCAGGUCCCAACAGGGGCUAAUAGCCUUGUAGGCCACUCGCAGGAGACUUCGCCCUGGCCAGCUCCCAAGCUAAGGAGAUCGCUCAGGAGGAGCUCUCGGGCCCGAAGAGCCAAAUCCUUCUCCUCUGAUGAGGAGUGUCUUGAGGAGAACUUGCUGCAAAGGAGUCGGCGCCCACCACGGUCCAGGAAACCCUCCAAGGCAGGAGCGGCAGCAUCCAGCCCCAGGGUGGAUGCUGCUUUGAUACCCAAACCUGCUGACGUUAAGGCGGCUGUUUCGGAGAAGGGUCGGCUGCACAGCUUGUGGCCCCCAGGUAGGCAGGAGCUUGCAGCCUUGGUCCCGCACAGACCUGCUGAGCACAGGUCGUGUGCGGUCCCUCUAGAUGCCAGGGAGCAUGAAUGGAUUGUGAAGCUUGCCACUGGCUCUUGGAUUCAGGUGUUGGCUUUGUUCUGGGAGGAUCCCCAGCUGGCUCUGCACAAGGACUUCUUAACUGGGUACACUGCUUUGCACUGGAUAGCCAAACAUGGUAACCUCAGAGCCCUUCAGGACUUGGUCUCGGGCACCCAGAAAGCAGGCAUUGCUCUCGAUGUAAAUGUGAAGUCCAGUUGUGGGUAUACCCCUCUGCACCUUGCAGCUAUUCAUGGCCACCAGGGAGUCAUGAAAUUGCUAGUGCAAGGGUUGGCUUCUCGGGUCAAUGUCCGGGACAGCAGUGGGAAGAAGCCGUGGCAGUAUCUGUCUAGUAAUACCUCUGGAGAAAUAUGGCAGCUCCUGGGAGCCCCUCGGGGCAAGCCUAUAUUUCCUGUCUAUCCCUUAGUCCGAAGCUCUUCCCCUACCAGGAAGGCCAAGGGCCGGGACAUAACUAAAACUGUCAGCCGAAAGGCUUCCUUGGCUGCAUUACUCAAAAGUCAGCACCACAAAUGGAAAUUGGCCAACCAGUAUGAGAAACUCCCCGCUCCGAGGGAAAGAGAAGAGUACAGUGACUAAGGUGGGCCCCUCUCUCCAACAUGCAGGCACCACACCCCCACCCUUGAGCGACUCAGUGAGAGAGUUCAGGGGGAAUAGAAAAAUUGCCGAGAAGUUGGGAGAGAGAGAGGGAUCAAGUGAGACAGCCUACCUAGUGUUUACCUGGAUUUUUUGUCAGCACAUCGUGGAUCUCAGGGAUAAUCCAAGCUUUCCGACAGCUCAAGUCCUUGGGCCAGUGAAACCUCUAUGAGGGGCAGAGCCAGGUGCUGAAACCCGGCACAUGCUCUUCCUCUUCCCUUGCACCUCAGACCGGGGCACAGUGAGCCGCAUUGUUUUCUGAAGCAGCAGUACCAGGCCUUGGCUAGAGAGGGAACAGAUGUCUAACAAGAAGGGAGGCACUUCGAGGAAUUGACAAAGCUCAGACAAAAUCCUCUGGCUGGUAGCAUUCUGGCAUCUGUUCACUUGGAGAAUAAUUUGGCUGAGAGUGGAAAGCACCAGAUUUGAAAUCAGAUGGCUUCUCUUUUCUUUUUUCAUUCUUUUAAAAACCUUUUUCUUCUUUCAUUCUUUUUUCCCCUCUUUUCCUCUUCCUUCCUUUCUCUCUCCCCCCUUUCCCAUUCAAAUCAGUGAAAUGAACUUAUUACCUGAGAGCUGAAUUUGAUUUUAAGAGAUUCCUCAGCCCUGUCCUGGUCUUCCUUUAGAUGCAACCUACCAGAGGCUAAUGCAUGAAAUGAUCAGUGCCUCCUUUGGGUCUCUUCUCCACAAUCAGAGAAGCUGUUGGGUAAGAUCCAGUCAUGACUGGUGUUCAGGCCUUAAAUCAACCUAAGGUAAACUUUCCAAAUGUAAACACUGUUGGCUCACUUGCCUAGUGACUGAAACCAGCUUUCACGGAAACUCCCUGCGUCGCAAACAGCGGAAUCAAUACCAGUAGUCUUCAACAGGUCUGAAUGGCCAAUACUCCACGCUCACCAAAGGAGAGGAGUGAUUUCCCUUUGGGGCAGCAGUGAGGAUAAAGGGGUGAAGGCCUCCUUGCCAGGAAUUUUUUAAGCUGCUAAAUAUAAUUUUAUUUGCACUAAACUUGUUGCCAAUUAAGAUUAAAUAUUAGCCUGAAGUGCUGUAUCUCUAACAGGAAGUGCUCCUCUUAAUUGCUUGUGAUGGGGCUGGGGCUGAACUUUGUGGGCCUGUGAAAUGAGAACGUCAAGAUUUCAGAAUGUAAAUUCAAAGAGGGUUAAAAGGUGAAAUGUCCAAGUGGAGUUUGUGAAUUUUUUAUGGAAAUGUUUUCAUGUGCUGUGGCAAUGAUGAUGUCUUUUAAAAGUGUUUUUGUAUUUCUUCUGGUUAUCUCCCCUCCCCAUUUAAAUGUCAACAAAUCUUUAUAACUUAUUAUUUUUAUGCUGAUUACUCUUAACUUUCUUCUUUACAAAACUGUGUCUCAGUGAAUGUCAAAUAUUUUUUGUUUGUAGUUUUACUUUAUAAUUUUGCUGGAACAACCAUAUCUCUGUUCUAU
Phyllostomus discolor (pale spear-nosed bat) is the source of this 4209-nucleotide messenger RNA. It is a transcript of the gene SOWAHB, whose product is annotated as sosondowah ankyrin repeat domain family member B. The coding region runs from base 336 to 2729 and encodes 797 amino acids. Lineage: Eukaryota; Metazoa; Chordata; Mammalia; Chiroptera; Phyllostomidae. The transcript has a single exon. Gene Ontology annotation, molecular function: protein binding. The record is from RefSeq and is a predicted model, not a curated record.